UUACCCUCCCCGUCCAGUCAGGAGUCCCCACUGUGAACUCUGCCUCCGUGGUCUGUCAUGUUUCUGUCUCCAGUGCCGCCGUCCCGAAUGUGGACCUCUCUGCUCACCUCGUCCCUCGUCUCCUCCUCCGGUCCCUCCUGUGUUUCACCAUCGGAGAGUCUGCACAAAGCACGGUUCUCAGCCCCGGCCGCUGGUUCAACAGCCUUUAAUGCCUUCUCGGUUCUGUGCAUAGAAAGUCUGAAUCAGAGCUGCUCAAAUCACAGCCCUUGGUCUGGGGACAGUCCACCAGAUAGCUGUUACCUGCCUGCAGUGAAAGCACUCCAGGAACUGAGUGUCCAGAAACUUCCAUGGCCUUUCAACAGGACAUGGAAGGACUUUGAUGAAACAUAAAUGGUUCAACAAAAGAUGCUCUAAUGGAUGACAGCGAAACUCCUACAUAUAAUCUGCAGAUAGAACCACAAGAUGGGUAUCAUCCUGGUGACGGCGUGGGAAGUACAGUAACACGCUUAGCUUCUGCAUCGGAUGAAAAUGAAAAUCAGCUUGACGGGGACGGGCAGGAGCGUCUGAGCCCGGGUGCCAGUGCAAUGGGCAGACCUGCCGUGUGCGAGCAGGACAGUCUCAACAAUAAUGAGAGCUGCACCCCCAGCUGUGAGGUGGCAGUGUGUGAGAACCUGGGGGACACUUCCUAUGAAAGCCCCAAGGACGGGCAGGCCUCCGUGGGAAAGGACAAAAAAAUACCUGGAAAAAGAAGCUCCAGAACCAAAAGAGGCACCACUAAGAAGAUAGCACAAGGACUUUCUUCAGGAGACACCACACCUUUAAUGCACGAAAACGUGCUGAGUGCAUCCACGCAUGCUGUUAGUGACGAUGAGUCUGCAGAAGUAAAUGCUAAUGAUCCAGCAGAAGCCCCGAAGCUAGUUCUUCAGUAUCUGUUCUCACUUAUCCGAGGUGAAGUUGAGCAGGUGGAUUCAAGAGCACUUCCCCUUUGCCUUCACCAGAUAGCAGAGUCCUAUUUCCAGGAGGAAGACUAUGAGAAAGCAAUGAAGUUCAUUCAGCUUGAACGACUGUAUCAUGAGAAAUUGCUCGCAAACCUCUCUGCCAUUCAAGAAGAGUGGGAAACAAAAUGGAAAACUGUACAGCCACAUACAAUUACAUCUGUAAGGAAUUCAGAAAAAGGAUUUAAUGGUGAAGAUUUUGAACGGCUUACUAAAUUUUGCACAACACAUCAAGAUCCUGUUUUGUCCAAACAUAAGAUAGCAGCCGUAGAAAAGCCUCUGGGAAGGAAAUGCUUUACGCCAUUAAUAGUUUCUGAAGAUCCAAAUGAAAGAGGAACCACAGCCAAAGAGCCGGAGAGCGAAACUUGUCUUGGCAGGGAGCCCAGGAGAGCAAGCCCGGAGAGCGGCGGCUGCUGUAAUCAGAUGGACAGGCAGGCCGAUGCCUGGAGCCUUCUGGUAACUGCAGGCAAGGACCACACGGCGGCGGAGCCGCUCUGCCGCGCCCAGGCCGCCCUGGAGCUGCGCGCCCAGCCCCUGGGGGCGGCCGGGAGCAGGUCUGAGGAAGCCCGCCAGGGUGACAGCCGCCUGCAGCCGGCUCAGACGGUCGCCUGCCGAGAUGCGGCCAAAAUAGAAGGCCCCGCCGCGGACCCCGGAGCGUCGCUUCCCAGCGAGUCAAUGAUCGAGCCCUCGGUCUUCCCAGGCUCUGACCUCACACCACCUGCGUUGAGUUCCGAGGGAAGGUAUUCACAGACUCAGAGAAAGGAGCUCCGUUUGCCACUUAAGGAUGCUUCUGAGGCGUUGCCCACGGACCGGCUGGAAAACAGUGAAUUAGAUGAGCCGCAGCAACCUGAUCUCACAGACAGCGAUGGAAAAUCCCCACAGGGGCCGGCCGGCUCAGAGCGCUCCCAGAGUGUACUUGGUGAGAGCACUGGGGUAUCUGACUUAAGCGCAGGGCGUCCAGAGGGAGGGGGGGCUGCCGACGACCGAGUCAGCAAAGAAACCGAAGACUAUUUGAACAGCCUCCUACAAGGAUGCUUGGAAGAUACCGAAGACGCCCUGUCGUGUGAAGACCAAGAGGAAGACUCGGACCUCCUUCCAGAUCUUUCUCCUGAGGAAGCCUCCUACAGCCUGCAGGAGAAUCUGCCUUCUGACGAGAGCUGUCUUUCCCUUGAUGAUCUCGCAAAGAGGAUAGAGAUUGCAGAGGUUGUUCCUGCGGAAGGACUGGUCUCUAUAUUAAAGAAGAGGAAUGAUAGUGUAGGAGGCCGUCCCGCCCAGAUGCAGCAGAAACCGUCGAAACGAAGAGUGAGGUUCCAGGAAAUAGACGAUGGCUUAGAUCAAGAUGAAGUUGGAGGUGGUUCCUGUAUUUUACUGGUCUUGCUGUGCAUAGCAACGGUUUUCCUUAGUGUCGGAGGAACUGCGUUAUACUGCACUUUUGGUGACAGGGAGUCACCCGUUUGUACGGACUUUGCAGACAACAUGGACUUCUAUUACACUAAGUUCCUGCAGGGAAUGGCGGAACUUAAACACUGGAUCUACCUCUCCUAGCAGCACUCCAGAGGCACGGGCGUGCUGGCAGUGAGAAUCAAAGAGCGAACCUUUCUAAGCAGCUUUUAUUUUAGGAGUUCUGUAACACGCGUCCCCUUCCCCCAGCGAGGAACCCUGGACAUCAGCAGCAGCAGCUUUAAAUGGCAACACAGAGGGACUCUCAGAAUAAUCUGCAUACUGAGCAGAUGUCGGUCUGAGCAUUGUGGAUGGAAGGAAUGGCCUUUGGAGAGCAUGUGCCCUCCUCCAUGCCGCUCCCUAGUGUGGUGAACUACACUGAGCAGAAUUAAAAGGGCCGUGUUGGAGCCCCACCAUUUUUAGCUGCCUUGUUCAAGCUAAUGGUUAUGACCAAGGACGCUUUUGGUUUACAUUUGUUGGUCCAAAGACAUUGCUUCCAGCCGUCACGCAAUAAGUUUGUGUAUAAUCAAGAGGAGUUACCUUACAGCUUCAUUGUCUUUUUUUUGGUUAACCUUGGGCGCUGUGUAAUCUAGGCUUUGUGCGUUAAUGCCACAUUCCGUUCUCCAUUUGCGAAAUGAUUGUGUGCGUGCGUGUGUGCACACGUGGGUGCGUGCAUGUGUGGUUCAGACAGUUAUCACAAGCAAAUACCCAGCACAGACUCACAAAGGUUAUCUUGACUUUAACCUGACCAUAGAUGUGCAGGCGCAGAUACAAGGCAUAACUGUGGAACAGAUGAAUUGUAGAAAUCUUGGCCUUGAAAUUAGAAACCGUGACCAAUAGGUGACAGUUAAUUUGAUUAACUAGCCAAAAAUUAAUCACAGGCCUGGAGGUAAAGAGUUAAAACUAAAGAACUCCUGCCGAGUGUCAGGCACCCAGCUUCAUCAUGGAUUCACUGCUUCCUGAAGUAUGAUGAAUACUGGACUCCGUUCUCAGUAGGUGAGCACCUACCAUUACGUUCUGAGGAUCUAAGAACCAGAAUAGAGAUAAAGGAGAUAUUAAUUCCUGCUCUAGAUGCUUCAAUUCUGGUCACAUGUAGAAUAAACUGACACCUUGGCAAAUGAAAUUAAAUUAUGAUACAUAAUUCAGUAUUAACAAAUCCCGCAGUCAGGUGUUUGAAUGUGCAUUCAUAUCAUGGGCUUGAUUUAGACCCGGUUAUGGGGUCAUUAAGCGAAAAUCCAAUCAAUCCUAUCUUAAAUAACUAAGUGUCUGAUUUUUGUUUAAGUCCGUCAGUUUGGUGGCAUUUCCUUUUGUAAGGUACAGCGGUCUAACAUUUAGAAAGUCUUGCUUUGGCUUUUUAUAUCCUAGGCAGCAUUUGAACAGAAACAAAACACAUGAAUUAUAGUUUUUUAGCAAGUGAUCAUUAUUUCUUGUUUAUUUGUUAGGAUCGUUUGAAAGAAAAAGGGAGAAAUUACUUUCUAGUUGUUACUGGCUGGUACAGUACCUCCCUUGGUAUUUCUGCUAAUUUAUUUAGAUUAUAUGAAUUUUAAAGGGCUUUUUAUAUGAGUUGGAAGUGUGUUGUUGAGCAUGCAUUCAGUUUUCCAAUGCUAGAUAUUUAAUUGCUAUGUACUUAGUGUUUUGAUUUUCUAUCCUUUCAGUUCAGUGUAUUUUUAGGACUGUUAAUUUUUAAAUUGAUGUUUUAUUUUCACUUAAUAAUGCUGUUGGACUUGUCUCUAUCAUGUCGCCAUAAACUGUAAUAUUUUCAAGGAUUAUAGAUCAAAGAUAUUUAUUUAGAAGUGUACAUGAUACUGAAAUUUAGAUUCGUUAUACCUAAGGCUGAUUUUAUUAGAAGAUUAUUUUAAUGUUCUAUUAUAGAUUUUAAGAAUUUGUAUUCAGAUUGUAUGUAAAAUAUGUAAAAUGUCGAUGGUACUGUCUUUCGUGGUUCUACAAGAGACAUUCACAAAGUCUACUGUGAAGGGCAUCCCAUCAUAGACAAACCUCUUCUGUUUAACCCUCAUGAUUUCUACUUACAGGAAUUCAGUGAUGGUGAUUUCUGCCAGUUUUAUGUCAAGAUAAGUCAGAAUUUCCCUCCUCUUCACCUCUGUUAGGUCACUGUCGACGUCCUAAAUAAUCCGCAGUGUCAUAUUUGCCUAAAGGCCACCAGGGCCACUGUAAGACCCCCGUCAGGGUCUUACACUGGUCUCACAGGGAGGUGCAAAGACGGAGACAGUACCCAGUUCUAGAGAAACCAUGGGUGUCCUCGCCGCUUCCUGGGAGUCUGGGGGUGAGGUGAGCCCAGGAGCAUCCUGAUGUCUUGACUUAAAAUAAGCACGAAAUCUCAACUAGAGAAAUUAGGGCAACUUUGAAAAAUGUAGCAGUCAUUUAUUGCAUGAAUUGGACGAAGUCCACCUGGUGACGAGAAACCUGCGGUCUCACGCGUGAAAAAUUCAUUCCAGUUUUACUCUAAUGUGAUUUUUUCUGUCAUUGGCAAGUGCUGACAACCAUUUGUAACUAAUCUUCCUUAAAGACUGUGUUUGAGGGUAACAGAUCAAGCUUGUAAUUUAAAAUUACACCAACAGAGUGUCUCAGAGAGUUUAUUUGAACCCCGGGGUGCUGAGAAAAACAGCUUUAAUGUGACAAUAAAACGCUUUGAGAAAUUGG
This is a messenger RNA of Lynx canadensis (Canada lynx), 5093 nucleotides long. It is a transcript of the gene CNST, whose product is annotated as consortin, connexin sorting protein. Gene Ontology annotation, molecular function: connexin binding. The transcript is spliced from 11 exons. The coding region runs from base 414 to 2540 and encodes 708 amino acids. The record is from RefSeq and is a predicted model, not a curated record. Gene Ontology annotation, biological process: positive regulation of Golgi to plasma membrane protein transport. NCBI's taxonomy places the organism in Eukaryota, Metazoa, Chordata, Mammalia, Carnivora, Felidae. Gene Ontology annotation, cellular component: trans-Golgi network; transport vesicle; plasma membrane.